Molecule: messenger RNA, 1796 nt
Organism: Argentina anserina (silverweed cinquefoil)
Lineage: Eukaryota; Viridiplantae; Streptophyta; Magnoliopsida; Rosales; Rosaceae
Product: AP-1 complex subunit mu-2
Exons: 11
Coding region: 222-1508 (428 amino acids)
Biological process (GO): intracellular protein transport; vesicle-mediated transport
Cellular component (GO): cytoplasmic vesicle; clathrin adaptor complex
Source: RefSeq, a predicted model, not a curated record
AUGUUCACCUUCAUUCCCAAAACUCAGACCGAGGACGGAGGAGGGAGCCGGUUCACGGUGAAAGACUGAACCUUUCAUGGCAGAAACGACGUCGUAGAAAUCACAGAUCUAAACCUGAGCUCUUCUUCUUCUUUCUUCUUGCUGAAGCUUACUACCAAUCCAGAAAUCACAGAUCGCAUCCACUGUGUUUUCCCGAUCUGAGCCGCCUCGCCGGAAACCUAAUGGCAGGGGCAGUCUCGGCGCUGUUCCUCCUAGACAUCAAAGGCCGCGUUCUCAUCUGGCGCGACUAUCGCGGCGACGUCUCCGCCGUCCAGGCCGAGCGCUUCUUCACUAAGCUCAUCGACAAAGAGGCUGAUGCAGAGUCACACGAUCCGGUAGUGCACGAUAAUGGCGUGAGCUACAUGUUUCUGCAGCAUAACAAUGUGUACCUGAUGGCGGCAUCGAGGCAGAACUGCAAUGCUGCCAGCAUUCUCUUCUUUUUGCACCGCAUUGUUGAUGUGUUCAAGCAUUAUUUCGAAGAGUUAGAGGAGGAGUCACUUAGGGAUAACUUUGUCGUUGUGUAUGAGUUGCUUGAUGAAAUGAUGGACUUUGGAUACCCCCAGUUUACUGAGGCGAAGAUUCUGAGUGAAUUUAUUAAGACGGAUGCUUACAGGAUGGAAGUUAAUCAGAGGCCCCCAAUGGCCGUAACAAAUGCAGUGUCUUGGCGCAGUGAAGGAAUACGUUACAAGAAAAAUGAGGUUUUUCUUGAUGUGGUGGAGAGUGUUAACAUACUCGUCAACAGCAAUGGACAAAUCAUUAGGUCUGAUGUUGUUGGAGCUUUAAAGAUGAGGACUUAUUUGAGUGGUAUGCCUGAAUGUAAACUGGGCUUAAAUGAUAGAGUGUUAUUGGAGGCACAAGGGAGAACAACAAAGGGAAAGGCCAUUGAUUUGGAAGACAUCAAAUUUCAUCAGUGUGUGCGUUUGGCCCGGUUUGAAAAUGAUAGGACAAUAUCCUUUGUUCCACCUGAUGGAGCUUUUGAUCUCAUGACUUAUAGACUGAGUACGCAGGUUAAGCCUCUAAUUUGGGUUGAAGCUCAAAUUGAAAGGCAUUCAAAAAGUCGCAUUGAGAUCCUGGUAAAAGCUCGUAGCCAGUUCAAGGAGCGCAGCACUGCAACGAAUGUUGAGAUUGAGGUACCUGUGCAAACGGAUGCCACUAACCCAAAUAUUCGGACAUCAUUAGGAUCUGCAACAUAUGCACCUGAAAAUGAUGCACUAAUAUGGAAGAUACGAUCUUUUCCUGGUGGCAAGGAGUAUCUGUUGAGAGCAGAGUUUCACCUUCCAAGUGUAACUGCUGAAGAAUCUACUCCUGAAAGAAAAGCUCCUAUACGUGUGAAGUUUGAGAUACCUUAUUUUACUGUUUCCGGAAUACAGGUUCGUUACCUGAAGAUUAUUGAAAAGAGUGGAUACCAAGCUCUUCCAUGGGUGAGAUACAUAACCAUGGCAGGCGAGUAUGAAUUAAGGCUUAUAUGAAAUCUGCAAGUGGUUGAUGUUUUCGGAUCAAGAAUAUUCAUGUAUGAUAUUGAAUGGUUUUAAAGUAAGACUGCUGGAUAAGUUAAAGACCUUAAUUGGAUAGCCAGUUGCCUGGGAUCAGUAAACAUUGAGUUUUCUCUUUGAUUUUGUCCAUGCAGUGUGAAUGUUUGUCCACCAGUGUUGUGAGUUAUGGUUACCAGAAGAUAGGGUUUUUCUAUAUAUGGAAUUAAGAACCGAGCCAUGUUAUUAUGGAUUUUGUUUGCUUAAAUUCUUGUUUGUUUCUGCUCA